Geodia barretti is the source of this 1531-nucleotide messenger RNA. The record is from the annotation of a GenBank genome assembly. NCBI's taxonomy places the organism in Eukaryota, Metazoa, Porifera, Demospongiae, Tetractinellida, Geodiidae.
CUGUACUAUUUCCUGUGCCCACCCCAGAGUCUCAGCCACAAGUCAAGUCCUUCAGUGCACUAGCAAGGUGAUAGUGAGGUGGUUACUGGUACUCAUGGAAUACACACCGCCCCUCACUGACAGCAAUAUUAGGAAACAUAGGAGUCGAGAAAUUGAUGGCAUACGAGAGCAAAACCAGUUGUUCCCAUCCUCUGCUCUGUCCUGGUGAUUAGAAAGUUAUUACUGCUAUACAAGUGUGGAGGAAGUAUCAUACCAAGUCAAGAAUUGACUACUACCUUCUUCCACAAACCUAAGAGUCGCUACAUUCUUAAGUGAUGUGCCUGUGUGGUUGUAGUCAACAUCAAUGCCCGUCCUGGUGUUACUGAGGUUUUAACAUCGCAAACAGAUGGCUUCAGGCAGAUGUCUGUUGCCAGAUCUGAACCGACAAGCAAGCCAACUGAGCUCAGCCAGAUUCAUCUCACCCUGGAUGUGGUUGGUAGCUAUGAGGUUGUGAAUGGGGUGGAACGGGCAAUCCUACCUUUUGAUGACAAGAUAGUGGAAAACAGGAGCUAAGGAGCACAAUGCCAAAUGAUCUUCAACCUUUACCAUAUCUGAACAACUUCACUGUGCAAGGGGGGAAGAGUAUGAUAAAGCCCUAGCAGAAAGCACUUUGACAACCAAGGGCAAGAGACAUCUCACCUUUGAUACUCCAAUGUUUUUUGUCCAUGGUGCUGGAGGUAUAAAAACGGAGAGUUGUUUUGCUGAGGAAAACAUUGGUGUUCUUCCGGUGGAAUAAUGAAGGAGAAGAAGACUCUCAUCCCGACCCAACUGGAUCUUGGAGACAAGGAUCAGCAGACAACUCCUGCACUGUCCAGGUUUAUGCCAUGGAUGUGGUGCCAGAGGGUGAUGACGUAAUCCCUUUGGAAUGUAGCGAUGAAGCGGAAGAGCUCCGCGGAUUAUUUGGACUUGCAGACAUCCUGCCUACCUUGCCACACAAAGAUGAAGCCAAAGAAGGAGCGCUUGUUGUGGGAGGUCUACAUGAGAAUAUCAGCCUCCUCGACCUCAGUUCUGUUGAGCCAUCCCCAGCUGGCAGUUCAGGCCCCAGCCUGAGGAGUCCACUUCUCUCCAGUCUGAGAUCCAGCCACAAGAGAGUAGCCAUUCAUCUGAACCAGUCCCCAGACACCAGGGGAGAGAGAAUGACAUGACCAAACCCAUGGAGUGGCCAAGACAACAACCAAGGGGUGCUGGUCAUAGGAGGGACUUGCAAGAGUUGGGAGUGCCCCUGUCAUGCCACUCCUGAUGACAGACACCGAGACGCUGUUGCCUGAUGCCAUAUAUCGAACAUACUAGAUUUGUGACUGUGUAGUUGUUAGAAUACUUUGUUGGUUUACCUAGCUAGUUUAAAUGCUGGACUUUCAAUUUUUAUAUGUGACAGGGCUCUGCACAUACCGUAAUGUUCUACAUAAUUAUGCGCAACACCACAAUAUUCAACUGCUCACGCUCGCUCACCAACAAUGUGUUGCAUUCCUCUAUAAUUUAUUAUGCUCUAAUC